Oncorhynchus keta (chum salmon) is the source of this 2939-nucleotide messenger RNA. Its product is annotated as major histocompatibility complex class I-related gene protein-like. The coding region runs from base 77 to 1288 and encodes 403 amino acids. The record is from RefSeq and is a predicted model, not a curated record. Gene Ontology annotation, biological process: immune response. NCBI's taxonomy places the organism in Eukaryota, Metazoa, Chordata, Actinopteri, Salmoniformes, Salmonidae. The transcript has 8 exons. Gene Ontology annotation, cellular component: external side of plasma membrane. Gene Ontology annotation, molecular function: nucleic acid binding.
AAGAAGAAGAACACAUGUUAUUUCACUUUCACUUCUGUGUUCAUGAAUACACCUACGAGAACAUGUUAUUGCAAAUAUGAUAACCACAAUUUUAAUUUCAUUCAUGCAGUUUUCCAUCAUAGCCCCUCAUUCUCUUCAUCGCCAUUGCAUCGCAACCCAAGGGACCUUGUAUCCGAAAAAUAUCCAGUUGGUAAUGAUAGAUGAUGUCAUUGUCUAUUACUACAACAGCAGUGCUGAACAAGAGGCCGUCGUGCCAGAAUGGUUGAACCACCCUGAGGGAAUUGAAUUUUGGCAGGAGGUUCAUCGAAAUCUGAAAUUUAAUCGAUAUGUAAUGGAUACUGCCGUGAGAGUAACAAGUGAACAUUACAAUCAUUCACAUGAUCACUUUUACCAAGCUCACGGACGCUGUGGAUGGAAGUCAGACGGAACCACAGAGGCCUUUAUGAGCCAUGCAUAUGAUGGCAAGGACUUUGUCAGCUUCGAUGUAUCGACCAGAACAUGGACAGCUGCAGUUUCCCAUGCUGUUUUUUACAAAAGAAAAAGGGAAACAGAUUUAGAAGAUCUUGUUAGGCUGGUCAUUCAUUACGAAUCUGGAUGCAUCCGGUGGCUGGAGAAACUGUUAGAGUUUAGCGUUACAGUUCGAGAACCCAAAGUCCCUGCGGUGAGUCUGUUUGAGAGACCGCCUCAUGGCAACUCCGAGGUGGAGGUCACAUGUCAUGUGACAGGGUUCUACCCUCGGGCGGUGCAGGUGGAAUGGCUGGGGGCAGAGGGGCAUCCCAUGGUAGACGGGGUGAACAGUGGGGAGGUGCUGCCCAACGGAGACGGUUCAUACCAGCUAAGGAAGAGCCUGACUGUCCCACAGGAAGCCCAGGACACCCAGAGCUACAGCUGCCUGGUGCUCCACAGCAGUAUAGCUGGGAACAUCACAGUAACCUGGGUGCCAAAGAAGAACCUGGCCAAUGUGCUCAUGGCUAUAGUCAUCAUUGUAUCUGUAGUCUUGAUACUCACUGUCCUUUUCAAGUAUUUAGUAUGGAGGAGAGCAGUAGGUACUGCAGGGUACAGGACAACCUCACCGCAUCAAAGGGACGAUGGACGGGGGCCAUUUACCGUCAAAUCUUGGGUGUCAUUUAUCUGCUCUCUGGUGGAGUACCAGCACCUGACCUUCAACUGCUGGUAUGUGUACCCAGGAUGGGUGUAUUGUUCUGGGCUGGCUGUUGGCCCUCUCCUCCAUCGUCCUGGUCCCCGUGGGGGCCCUGCUACAGAUCUGCACCGGGACAGGCCGUCUUAGAGCAUUUCCUCCACCUGUGUCGGCUGGACCAUGACCUCCGGUUGACCCGGGAAUAGAAAGACUAAGCCGGAGCACAUGACCUCUGGAGCAGAGAUGGAGGUACUCAUGACCGCAGCAGGGGAGACCACAGACAAAUGAACUGACACACACCUAGAAAAGCUUCUGUGUCAAAGUUCUUUGUGUACUGAUCAUUUAUCUUAACACAACACCUAGCUGGACUCUUCUAUCCUUACCAACAUGUUGAGAGAAUACCAUUGAUAAUGAACAAUGGCGCAUUUUUCAAUACAGUGUCAUCAUGUUCCAUAUUUGAACAGUGUGUCACCACAAUACAUUUGAAAGAACAUCGCCCAAGCACAGAGCGAGCAACCUAGAGACAAUGCAGAUUGUCAUUGUACUAAACAAAACACAAUGUUCUUUCAACUGUCCCGGCUCAAGGCUUAACAUGGGUUACUGGCAGCUCAUGACGUCACUCCAGUUUACAUGGUAGCAGUUGUAGUCACUACUAAAAGGUCAUCUCAUUCUGUCAGUUUCUUAUUAUGAAAGACCAUUUUUGGCCAAUCUAAAACAACUCUUUAACUAAUAGUAUUUUUGUUACGUAAAUUUGUGCUUUGCCUCAAUUACAUUUUAAUAAUACUUAUUAGACAUCAGAAACAUUGGUGAAUUCCCCACAAAAUGAUGCUUACCUAAAAACACAAAUUAAAGUAGAUAAAAAAAUAAACUGUCUUUAUGUAAGAUAUGUGUGUACUGGAAUUCCCUUGGAUGAGACUCAAGAAGCAAACACAUCCACACCUGCUGUUGUCAAUACUAAAACAAACAAAUGUUAAUACAUAAUUCCCUGGUAGGAUCUCCAAGAUCCUGAAUGAGAUAGCCUUUUUAACCAUACGAUACGGUUAUACACAGAGUGUACAGCACAUUAGGAAUAUUUAGUUCCACCCCCUUGUGCCUUCAGAACAGCCUCAAUUCAUCAGGGCAUGGACUCUACAAGGAGUGGAAAGUGUUCCACAGAGAUGCUGGCCCAUGUCGACUCCAAUGUAUCACACAGUUGUGUCAAGUUGGCUGGAUGUCCUUUGGUUGGUGAACCAUUCUUGAUACACAUGGGAAACUGUUGAGUGUGAAAAACCCAGCAGCGUUGCAGUUCUUGACACACUCAAACCAGUGCGCCUGACACCUACUACCAUAGCCUGUUGUUCAAAGGCACUUAAAUAUUCAAAAGGGACAAAAAAUCCUUCUUUAAUCGGUGUUCUCCCCUUCAUCUACACUAACUGAUUGAGGUGUAUUUAACAGAUGACAUAAAUAAGGGAUCAUAACUUUGACCUGAAUUUACCUGGUCAGUCUGUUUUAUAUAUGGCAAAUACAAAAAGAAUGUACAUUGUCAGUAUAAUUUCUCUAUACGUAGUGAAGUUCAUCCAAAAGCACGUCUUGAUAUUCAGCUCACUAAAAGGUAAGCUGAAGCUGAGUUCUUAUGGCAGGCAAUGAGUAGUACUCAGACGCUGUGCAGAAAUACACAGUGUGGCAUAGUGCCGUCCUGUCGACAUUGUCUCACGCGUCAUUAAACCUUCAACCUCUUCCCCUCAGCCACUCUAGGAAUUUCGUUGGAGCUGUGAAGUGAAGUGACUGUUAGAGGGUUACAAACUGGCCGGGUGCCCUGCCU